This is a messenger RNA of Rosa rugosa (rugosa rose), 3475 nucleotides long. Its product is annotated as disease resistance protein SUMM2-like. The record is from RefSeq and is a predicted model, not a curated record. The coding region runs from base 2207 to 3406 and encodes 399 amino acids. Gene Ontology annotation, molecular function: ADP binding. The transcript has 3 exons. Lineage: Eukaryota; Viridiplantae; Streptophyta; Magnoliopsida; Rosales; Rosaceae.
UCUAAUAAUUGUUUAGCUAACAAAUUCACAUGUUUCAAAUGCAGUGCAAAUCUUUGAAGGUGAGUGUUAAGCAACACUGAAAAUUUAAUAAUUAAUUUCAAACCUCUGAGUUUGACCGUUCCGGUUCAUUUUUACAUUCGUUAUGAACUGUUGGGAUUGAGAAUGGCACUAUGGUUCAUUUAAGCACAGCAUGACGGUUUCACUCUUGGUUAGUGGAUUAGGGGCCAUUGGGAAAUUGUAAAUGUUCCAGUUUUCUCGCCUCCUUAUUUAUUUUUUGAUGGUAUUUGUUCCUGUCAGUUGUUAGCAACAGGAGAACACACAUUCCUGUACUUUCAAAUUACAGAUUAGUUAGUUUCCUGGAAAGUCAAAUAAGAGUCGUUUGUCUUGGGAGCCGUUUGGCGUUUUUUUGGCAAAUGUUAAGGAUCUAAACGCCCACUAGCAAAGGAACCAUAUGUCAUCCAAAGUAGCCCCAAUUUACAUACUCAGGAUUUUCUCAUUCUGGCACAUCCAAUGCGCCAUCUGUUGCUCCAAAUUGUGGUCCUCUUCAUGUGAUGUGGUUGGUUAAUGCUGUGACAGAUUCGACUUAAUAAAAGAAAUUUUGUUUUGUAGAAGGCUGUGACAAUUCUUAUUCUUUAGCCCUUUCAGCCAUCAUAUUUGUGGCUCGUCACUCUAGGACUGGGAAGCUGCUGCAGUUAAUCGGCCCUUACCAGUAGCUAAAAGAGAACGAUUGCUUUUCAAGGAAGCAGAAGCCAGAAUUAGACGUUGAAGGUCUAGAAUACAAAGAAAAGUAUGCUACUACUGCAACAUUACCCCCUUUGCCUAGAGAAAAUGAAAUUGAGUGAUCUAUCCUAGUUGAAAUACGUGUGGAAUCAAAACAACAUUCUGACAUCUCAAAGCUUAAAAGAGCUCCAAAUUGAGAGCUGUUCCAGAUUGAGAUAUGUGUUCCCAUUGUUCAUAAUUAAAGGUCUAGUGAAACUAGAAUUCAUGUAUAAAUAACUGCUCUCGGAUGGAAGACAUCAUCACAAAUGAAGGAGGCAGAGAUGGAGAGGAAAACAAACUUGUUUCCCAAGUAAAGCAUCUCCAUUUUAAGGAUUCAACUUGCCUCAGAACAAUUUGCCCUUCUCCAUGUACGGUUGACGGCCCAUCAUGGGACACGUUGGUGCUCACCGCGCCGGUUGCCUUAACGGGAAGUCACCAGACCCACUUUUUCACUCAAAAGUGAAGAUGAAGAUGGAUGAGGUCGGAAGACGUUUAUCUGCUUUUUUGGUCAUGUCCAGGUGGAUAAGAUUCUUACCUUCCGAGCAGGAUUUGUUACUUGAUAUCCGAACGUCCAAACACAACUCAUUAGAUCCUGUCCGUGGAUUAUAUAUGAAAUUAAAGCCUGGGCCCACUAAUAAAGGGACUUUUACUGCUUUAUUGUUCUAGUUGAGUAGUGAAGAUCAAAACUAAACUGGGAAUGAGUCUUGAUCAUCUCUCUACUCUCUACUCCUGCCUCCAGAAUUUCUGCAUUUCUCUUCUCUGAACAACAACAAAACAAUUCGAAAGAGAAAGGUACGAGUUAUUUGCCAUUUCCAAUUGAGUUCCAGGCGAUUCUGUUGUCUUUCUUUAUUCAGUUACAAUAUUUGAAGCUUUGUCUUUGUUAGAUUUGUUUCCUUUGUUGUCUUUGGUCCUGCUCCUUCGUCCUGCAACCUCCCACCCAAAAAAAAAAAAAAAAAAAAGAUUAGAAAAAAAAAAUACUGCUUCCAUUUGUCCACCCUUUCUCCCCUUUGCUUCGUAGUUGUUGUUACAUCAAUUCAAUUGUUCUGUGAAUCUUGAGUGAUACAAGAAGGGAAAAAAAAAAAAAAAGAUUAGAAAAAAAAAAUACUGCUUCCAUUUGUCCACCCUUUCUCCCCUUUGCUUCGUAGUUGUUGUUACAUCAAUUCAAUUGUUCUGUGAAUCUUGAGUGAUACAAGAAGGGAAAAAAAAAAAAAAAUCCUGGCUUUCGUUUGUAGUUCAUUCCUUUCUUUCUUGGUCCUCCCUCUUGUUGCAUAUUGACAUUCACUUCACUUGCGUUGUGAAUCUGAAUUCCUUCAGUUUCAAAGCACGCACCAGAAGAAAUACAAAAAUUGUCCUUUCUUCAAGUCCUUGUCUUUUCAGCAUUCCUUCGAUCACUCCAUCUGUGAUCCUUCUUAGUCAUCAUAAAAAACAAAACCCAGUAGCUAGACAAAUGGCAGAUAUUGUUAUUACAGUGGUUGGAAAAUUAGCAGAGUACACAGUCGCACCUGUUCUGCGACAAUUUGGUUAUCUGAUUAACUACAAGAGCAAUGUUCGAGAGCUCACCGAGAAGGUUAGAACUCUGACUGCCAAUAGAGAUGGGGUACAACGACGUGUAAAUGCAGCGAAGAGGAACUUGGAGGAUAUUCUUCCUCUUGUUGACGACUGGUUGGAACGAGUAAAGCAGACCAUAGAAGAAAAGGAGACAUGUUUUGAAGAAGGAAGAGUAGCCAAGGCAACAACAUGCUGCAGCUCCAAUGGGUGGUGUCCAAAUCUGAAGGUCCGCCGUUCCUUGAGUAGGACAGCAAAGAAGCUAGCUCCAAAGGUUGAUAAGCUUAUUACAGAUGGAAAUUUCACCACAGUAUCAUGUCCUGCUCUUCCGCUGAAGAUUGAAUAUCCAGCCAUACAAUAUUUUGAGGAUUCCACUGAGGCACCGAGCAAGCCACAUGAAGGGGCUAGCUCCUCCUCAGGAACAUCCAAUCCUGCUAAACCACCUGCACCUAUGGAUCUCUCUGAGCGUCUGCAAUACAGGUCACCUUAUACAAAAGAUCUCCUGACAGCUCUGCAAGAUGACAAGAUCAGUAUGAUUGGCAUUUCUGGGACAAUCAGAGAGAUAGAUACAGUAACAACUAAAGAGUUCAUGAAAAGAAUGAAACAAAAAAAGCUCUUUGAAGAGGUUGCCAUGGCAGUUGUGUCCCAGGAUCCAGACUUGAAACGAAUACAAGGUGAAAUUGCAGAAAUGCUAGACCUGAAAUUGGAGAAUGGGAGUUUGGUUGAACGGGCAGAUAGGCUACGUGCUGUAUUAUUGGCAUCGGAUUCUAAGAGGAUUCUUGUAAUACUGACUGAUGUCUGUGGAAUACCUGAUUUGGAAGCAAUUGGAAUUUCUCGUGUUGAUAUAAAGAAAAGCUGCAAGAUCAUGUUGAUUUCACAACUAUCAACUGUGUUUAAUGAAAUGGGGACUCAGAGCAAUUUCAAAUUGUUAUUACAAUCCACUCCCAUAGCAAGACCUGUUGAGUUUAAAUCAAGAAUUUCAAUCAUCAGAGAUGUAAUGGAUGCUCUGACAGAUGAUGAAUCCAACCCCCAUUGUAAUCUGUGGCAUGGGGGGAAUUGGCAAAACAACCUUGGUGAUGGAAAUUGCUGCAAAAGCGAGUGAAGUAGAUCUAUUUGAUGAUGUUGCAAUUGCAGAAUUUACUCAAGAACCUGACUUCAUCAAAAUCCAAGG